UCCCUUUACCGAUAUUCUCCGUCCGCUGCCUCGCAUACGGCCUGUCUAGUAUAUUAUUAAUCCGUAGUUAAUACUUGAUGGUUAGAUGUCCGGUCUUAUUUUUUGCACUUUUGUUUAUUAAUUGAGGAAAUCCCUUGUAAUAUGAGUUACUUGGGCUUGAUUUCGCCGUUCUGCAGAUUAUCGGUAGCCGGUGGAGCCGUGUGCUCAAUCAGAACGAUAACGACGAAUCUAAGUCCUCUGUUUUUUAAAGCGACAAGCGUGCUGCUAGGCGAACCAUUGAAGAAGAAGAAGAAGUUGGAUCCGAUGAUAGUAAGACAGCGCGAAGAGAAGCGUAAAAGAAGGCUUGAGAAGCUGAUCAAAAGGAUGGAAAAAGGUGCUCUGCAAUACAAACCAAUUGAGGAAUGCGAAGUACCGAUGAAGCUCAUAGAUGAAAAAGAUGAACGCAUGAGACACUUGCCGCCAAUCUCUGACGAAACAACGGAUGAAAGAGAGUUGCUAAAAAAAGCCUGGUCCCUGUACAAACUUCGCCAACACUAUAGGCUCAUGAGGAUGGUCGACCGAGUCUUGGGGUCUCACCAAAAAGCUCUUGAUGAGCUAAAGAUGGAGUCUGAAGAGCUCUACUUGGAAGCGAUACAAGUGGACCUGAAUCUGGUCCCCUAUUCAUCCAGAGGUCCGGUUUCAACUCCCCCCAUAAAGAAUUACCCAAGUCCAGACGGCGAGUAUCAAGAUAUUUCAAAAACCUGGGGUUGAGGCGCCUGACGUGUUAGAUGCUUAAUUUAUCGCAAGUAUAUUCUCUAUUGUACUCAGUUAGCGAAUGUUGUAUCAUAAUAAACAGUUGGAAGAGUA
Molecule: messenger RNA, 846 nt
Organism: Neodiprion fabricii
Lineage: Eukaryota; Metazoa; Arthropoda; Insecta; Hymenoptera; Diprionidae
Gene: mRpL40
Product: 39S ribosomal protein L40, mitochondrial
Exons: 5
Coding region: 142-750 (202 amino acids)
Cellular component (GO): mitochondrial ribosome; mitochondrial large ribosomal subunit
Source: RefSeq, a predicted model, not a curated record